Messenger RNA from Vicia faba (fava bean), 867 nucleotides. The record is from the annotation of a GenBank genome assembly. Lineage: Eukaryota; Viridiplantae; Streptophyta; Magnoliopsida; Fabales; Fabaceae.
AUGGGUGCUAAUUUUUCAUCAUGUGUGUGUGAUGAUGGGGAUUCUAGUUCUAUGAGGCCAAGGCUUGGGGAUAUACCUGAGAGUUGUGUGGCAUUGGUGUUGAUGUAUUUGGAUCCGCCGGAUAUAUGUAAGCUAGCGCGAUUGAGUAGGGUGUUUCGUGAUGCUUCUUUUGCUGAUUUUGUUUGGGAAUCGAAGUUGCCUUUGAAUUAUAAGUUCAUCAUGGGAAAAGCUUUGGAGGAGGAUAAUACUAGUACUUCUGUUACUGAAUUGGGGAAGAGGGAUAUUUAUGCUAGACUAUGCAAGCAUAACUUGUUUGACAAUGGGACCAAGGAAAUUUGGCUGGAUAAGAGGACUGGUGGGGUUUGUUUGGCAAUUUCUUCCAAAGCAUUAAGGAUUACGGGGAUAGAUGACCGCAGAUAUUGGAAUCACAUUUCGACCGAAGAGUCAAGGUUCCACACAGUUGCGUAUCUUCAUCAAAUUUGGUGGCUUGAAGUUGAAGGAGAUAUUGAUUUCCAAUUUCCUGAAGGUACAUACAGUGUGUACUUUAGACUUCACCUUGGCAGGUCAUCCAAGAAGCUUGGUCGUCGAGUUUGUAAGACCGAGCACAUCCAUGGAUGGGACAUGAAACCUGUCAGGUUUCAGCUCACAACUUCUGACAGUCAACGUGCUGUAUCUCAUACUCAUUUGGAUAAUCCAGGGCACUGGAUCCUCUGCCAUGUAGGAAACUUUGUUUCCAAGAGUUCAAAUAAUUUGAUGAAUAUCAAGUUUUCGUUGACUCAAAUAGAUUGUACUCAUACCAAAGGCGGUUUGUGUGUUGACUCUGUGCUUAUAUGUAAUAGUAGCAUUGAUGUAAAAAAAGAAGUGUAA